Molecule: messenger RNA, 1099 nt
Organism: Plectropomus leopardus (leopard coralgrouper)
Lineage: Eukaryota; Metazoa; Chordata; Actinopteri; Perciformes; Serranidae
Gene: mia
Product: MIA SH3 domain containing
Biological process (GO): extracellular matrix organization
Molecular function (GO): protein binding
Source: RefSeq, a predicted model, not a curated record
UGCAGUAAAAUGCUGUGACAUCUAGUGGCUGAACAAGGCUGGGAAAAAACACAGAUUAACUCUGAGGAAUGUGUUGCUACAAGGGCCAACGCACAGUGUGUUAGUGAGGGUUACGCCGGGUGAGAGAUGGAGAGAGGGGAAGGUCAGGACACAAGCAGGGGUCUGUCUAAUUUGGCCCUCCUCCUCCUCAGCCCCCAUCCUGUUUACCUGCUUGUAGGAUUUGAAAGGAGCUCUGUGUGUGUGUGUGUCAGGGGGGCAGGGAGAGCAGAAAAAGGGGCUGCCAUCACUGCACCUCCUUCUCAGGAGACAGCAAAAGGGAACCAAAAGCCCACAAGACGUUCACAAAGCGUUGAGGCCAUUGGAUCGUUGGGUGCGUUCAUUAACAGACAUGCUUUGCAAACUCUGGCUCGCUCUUUCAGUGUGGCUUUUGCUGCCGACGUCUGAAGCUGGAAGGCAGAUGCCGAAACUCUCAGACAAGAAACUCUGCGCUGACUCUGAAUGCAGCCAUCCCAUCUUGAUAGCUCGUGCGCUGCAGGACUACUACCCUGGAGACUGCAGGUUCAUCCCCAUCAGACAGGGACAGCUCAUCUAUGUCUAUGCAAUGCUGAAGGACAGAGGGAACCUCUUCUGGGCCGGAAGUGUACAAGACUCCUAUUAUGGACAGCAGGAGGCUCGCAUUGGCCACUUCCCCAGCAGCGUGGUGGAGGAGACUCAUCCUCUCAUGCCAGCCACCACUGAAGUCAAGACGACUAAAUGGGACUUCUACUGUAACUGAUGUUGCUUUGACCAAGAAAGUGAACAAUAUUCUUGUCAGAAUUCCAAGAUCUGAUCUUACACACACUGUUGACAACAUAUAUGUAGGUUUGCUUAUCCACUUUGCUGAUUAUCUCAAUUUAGAGAGAUAAGGAGAACAGCUUUGUACAGCAACAUGUGAUUCAAAAUGAUCAGAUUUCAUUAGCCCCAGAGAAAGGACUUAUCGCUGCUUAACGCUCUAUAUUUGACUUGUGUCUUUUCUACUCUUUCUCUCCAUCAUACUGUGUAAUUCCUUUAUUAGCAGACAUUAAAGUGUUUAUAAAAGUUGAUGUGUUUUAAAAUGAGA